UUCUGCUUUUCAAUAAUGCUUUCACAUGCCAUGAAUCAAAAUGAAAAUCCCUGUGGAAGCCAUGGGCAAACCAGGUUUCUGUCCUGGAUCCGGAGCCCAAGUGUCUGCUGUGCUAUGCAGAAUCUGAAAACAAACCACCGGGAGAACGCUGAGAACCCUGAGAGCCAGGAAAUGGAACUGUUAACAUUUAUGGAUAUAGCCAUUGAUUUUACUGAAGAGGAGUGGGAAUGCCUUCAGCCUGCUCAGAAAAAUUUAUAUAGAGAUGUGAUGCUAGAGAACUAUAGAAACUUGGCUUUCCUGGCCAUGACUCCUAAUCAUAUCCAAGAAUAUUCACCAGAAAAGGGCCUAAAACAUAUAUUUCAUGAAGUGAUAAGUGUAAAAUAUGAAAGUUGUGAUCUUGACUAUUUACCACAAAAGAAAAUAUGGAAAACUACAAGUGAGAGUGAACAACAUAAAUCAUAUAAAAAAUCAGGCCUUGUUAAUCACCAGAGAAUUUAUACUGGAGAGAAGCCCUACGAAUAUAAAGAAUGUUGCAAAGCUUUUAGUAAAAAAAAAGGUCUUAUUUACCACAAAGGAACACACAAUGGAGAGAAGCCCUACACAUGUAAAGAAUGUGGAAACGCUUUUGGUCAAAAAUCAAACCUUAUUCGCCAUAGCAGAACGCACACUGGAGAGAAGCCCUACAAAUGUAAAGAUUGUGGCAAAGCUUUUGGCCAAAAAUCACACCUUAUUUACCACAGCAGAACUCACACUGGAGAGAAGCCCUACAAAUGUAAAGAUUGUGGCAAAGCUUUUGGUCGAAAAUCACACCUUAUUCGCCACAGCAGAACUCACACUGGAGAGAAGUCCUACAAAUGUAAAGAUGGUGGCACAGCUUUCAGUCUAAAAUCACUCCUAAUUUGCCACAGCAAAACUCACACUAGAGAGAAGCCCUACGAAUGUGAAGAUUGUGGCAAAGCCUUUGGUCAAAAAUCACACCUUAUUUGCCACAUCAGAACUCACACUGGAGAGAAGCCCUACAAAUGUACAGAAUGUGGCAAAGCUUUCAGUCAAAAAUCACACCUUAUUUUCCACAUCAAAAUUCACACUGGAGAGAAGCCUUACAAAUGUAAAGAAUGUGGCAAAUCUUUUGGUUACAAAUCACACCUUAUUUGCCACAGGAGAAUUCAUGCUGGAGAGAAGCCCUACAAAUGUAAAGAUUGUGGCAAAGCUUUUGGUCAAAAAUUAGACCUUAUUUACCACAGCAGAACUCACACUGGAGAGAAGCCCUACAAAUGUAAAGAAUGUGGAAAAGCUUUUGGUCAAAAAUCACUCCUUAUUCGCCACAGAGUAAUUCACACUGGAGAGAAGCCCUACAAAUGUAAAGAUUGUGGCAAAGCUUUUGGUCGAAAAUCAGACCUUAUUUGCCACAGUAGAAAUCACACUGGAGAGAAGCCCUACAAAUGUAAAGAAUGUGGAAAAGCUUUUGGUCAACAAUCACACCUUAUUCGCCACAGCAGAAUUCACACUGGAGAGAAGCCCUACAAAUGUAAAGAUUGUGGCAAAGCUUUUGGUCGAAAAUCAGACCUUAUUUGCCACAGGAGAACUCACACUGGAGAGAAGCCCUACAAAUGUACACAAUGUGGCAAAGCUUUUUGUCGAAAAUCAUACCUUACUUGCCACAUCAGAACUCACACUGGAGAGAAGCCUUACAAAUGUAAAGAUUGUGGCAAAGCUUUUGGUCAAAUAUCAAACCUGAUUUGCCACAGGAGAAUUCACACUGGAGAGAAGCCCUACAAAUGUAAAGAUUGUGGCAAAGCUUUUGGUCAAAAAUCAUACCUUAUUUGCCACAGGAGAACUCACACUGAAGAGAAGCCCUACAAAUGUACACAAUGUGGCAAAGCUUUUUGUCGAAAAUCAUAUCUUGCUUGCCACAUCAGAACUCACACUGGAGAAAAGCCUUACAAAUGUAAAGAAUGUGGAAAAGCUUUUAGUCAAAUAUCAAACCUUAUUUGCCACAGGAGAACUCACACUGGAGAGAAGCCCUACAAAUGUAAAGAUUGUGGCAAAGCUUUUGGUUAUAAAUCACACUUUAUUCGCCACAGCAGAACUCACACUGGAUAGAAGCCCUACAAAUGUAAAGAAUGUGGCAAAGCUUUUGGUGAAAAAUCAAUCCUUAUUUGCCACAGAAAAACUCAAACUGGAGAGAAGCUCUACAAAUGUACAGAAUGUGGCAAAGCUUUUGUUGACAUUUCAAACCUUAUUCACCACAGGAGAAAUCACAGUGGCGAGAUGCUCUACAAAUGUAAAGAAUAUUGCAAAGCUUUUGGUCAAAAAAUAGACCUUCUUCACAAUAGCAGAACUCAAUGGAGAGAAGCCCUACAAAUGUAAAGAAUGUGGCAAAGCUUUUACUCAAAAAACAUCCUUUAUUUGCCACAGGAGAACUCAACACUAGAGAGAAGCCUUACAAAUGUAAAGAAUGUGGCAAAGCAUUCACAGGAAAAUUUACACUGGAGAGAAACCUUACAAAUAUAAGGAAUGUGGCAAAGCUUUUAGCAAUAAAACAGGCCUAUUCACCACAACAGAACUCACACUGGAGAAUAGCUGUACAAAAGUGAAUAAUGUGGAAAAGCAUUUAAUAAAAAAUAAAACUUUAUUCACCACAGCAAAAGAUAUCCUGGUGCAUGUGAAAUGUGAAUAAAGUAAUAGUACUUUUAAAGAAAGACUAAACCUUGGGGCUGGGGUUGUGGUUUCGUGGUAGAGUGCUAGCCUUGCCUGUUUGAGAUCCUGGGUUUGAUCCUCAGCACCACAUAAAAAUAAAUCAGUGAAAUAAAAAAAAGAAAAAGAAAAUGAUUUUUGCUAUAUCACCCUUAAACUGAACUAGGCUAUAAGAAAAGUACAGGUUCAAGGACAAGAAAAAACAAAACUGCUGAGAAAUGACCACAGCCACUUCAACUUUGGUUUUCUUUUAAAACAGCCAACAAGCAAUGCAAAAGAUAUGCACGAGAUGAAAGAUCUAAGCUGGGACAAACUAUUCGAGAAAAAAGGAUUGUAGAAACAGCAAAUAAAAAAGAAACAGACUAUGAAGUGGGGGAUAUCCCAACAGAAUGGGAAG
Molecule: messenger RNA, 3094 nt
Organism: Ictidomys tridecemlineatus (thirteen-lined ground squirrel)
Lineage: Eukaryota; Metazoa; Chordata; Mammalia; Rodentia; Sciuridae
Biological process (GO): regulation of transcription by RNA polymerase II
Cellular component (GO): nucleus
Molecular function (GO): DNA-binding transcription factor activity, RNA polymerase II-specific; RNA polymerase II cis-regulatory region sequence-specific DNA binding
Source: RefSeq, a predicted model, not a curated record